This is a messenger RNA of Capsaspora owczarzaki ATCC 30864, 913 nucleotides long. RefSeq lists its product as hypothetical. The transcript is spliced from 4 exons. The record is from RefSeq and is a predicted model, not a curated record. NCBI's taxonomy places the organism in Eukaryota, Filasterea, Ministeriida, Capsasporidae. The coding region runs from base 56 to 871 and encodes 271 amino acids.
GUCCAAUCUUCGGACUCUUUUUGUUGUGCUUGACAGACCUUUGCAAAUAGUCGUGAUGGUCGCCAGUGACAUUCUGCAGGUCUUCCAUUGCGAGGGUACGUCGGUGCUGUUCUUCGACCAGGCCUGGCCCAGUCGCUGUCCGGUCUGCAAGCAACGUUGGCCUACGCAGCCAUUCGAGUCGUUUGAUGCUGUCCUCGCCACGGCCGAGCGUCAGCAGAAGAGCGGCGCUGAACCAGCAGUAUUGGACCAAGACGUCCAUCCGGCCCAGACCGGCCCAGAGCUAUCACAGGGAGUCAAGCGUGAUACUACGGCAAGUUCAGUGGCACCUGGUGGCAAUGGACUCGUGUCGGGCAGCGUCGAAUGGCACGGAAUGACCGUCCAGCGAAUUGCAUCGCCGUUGGUCUCUGCAACGCAAAGCCAGCGAUCGCUGCUCGUCCGUCCAACAGCUGGAAACAUGCUAUGGAGCUUUACUGCAGGAUCAGGGCCACUUCAUGUUGGAAUUGCAUCUUCCGAUGGCUCGAUUGUGUUCAACUUUGACGAGCGAGGCUGCAUGCGCGAUGACAUUGGAUGGAGCGAAUGCAUUGCGGUGCAGCUUCCGCAGCUCGCGCACUUGUCAAACGAGGAGUGGGAUGCGCGGCUCGAAAGUCAUUGCUUGGAGUGGAUGGCUUCAAUGGAGCCUCAACAGACAGGGUAUCACGUUACUGACAGGAACUGCUUUGAUUUUGUACUGGCGUGGCUAUCUGCGCUCGGUGUUGAUGGCUUCACCAAGUCCGAUUUUGCCGAAUCGUUUGUGCGGCACCGGCUUGCGACUGCCGCAGUUUACGUGAAACUAGCUCGAGGAAUUCAUGCCAACGGUUUUGUAUUAUUGUGAAAUAAUGCACGAGGAGCCUGUGGGCCGAGCGGGUCAUUCCAG